CGUCACCGAGGAACGCACCCGUCGAGGAGGAAGUGACGACACGAUCCGUGCCAGAGGAAGUUUGUACGGCGCUGGGAGAGAAAGUUCCCCGGAGCGACUGCGCUUGGAGCGGGAAGAACCCUGACACAGCCGCCGCUGGUGGACCGAGCGCGGCGUGCAGUUGGUUCGUGAGGCCGUGUGGCCGUGUCUCCGCUCCUCCUGCUCGCGGUGAGAUGGGGAAGGAGCAGGAACUGCUGGAGGCGGCGCGCACCGGGAAUCUGGCCGCCGUUGAGAAGCUCCUGUCCGGGAAGAGACCGUCGGCCGGGUCGGCCGCCGCCGGAGGUUCCGGAUCGGCCGGGAAUAUCGGGAGCGGCGGGCACAGCUCUUCACACUCGCUCUCCAGUCUGCUCAGCAUCUGGAGGGGCCCAAAUGUGAACUGUGUGGACAGCACUGGAUACACACCUCUACACCACGCUGCUUUAAAUGGCCACAGUGAGGUGGUGGAAGUACUUCUGCGGAACGAGGCUCUGACGAACAUCGCUGAUAACAAGGGCUGUUACCCUCUGCACCUGGCGGCGUGGAAGGGAGAUCAGCGAAUCGUCAAACUCCUCAUCCAUCAGGGUCCAUCUCACCCCAAACUCAAUGAGCAGAGCACUCUAGACCACACUGAGUUCAAACGCUGUGGCCCAUUUGACCCCUAUAUUAAUGCCAAGAACAACGACAACGAGACGCCGCUGCACUGUGCGGCUCAGUACGGACACACUCAGGUGGUGCAGCUGCUGCUGGAGGAGCUGACCGACCCCACCAUGCGCAACAACAAGUUUGAGACGCCGCUCGACCUGGCUGCGCUCUACGGCCGGCUGGAGGUGGUCAAACUUCUGCUCAGCGCUCAUCCCAACCUGCUCAGCUCCAACACCAAGAAACACACCCCUCUCCACCUGGCCUCCCGCAACGGACACCUGGCCGUGGUGGAGGUGCUGCUGGCCGCUGGCGUGGAUAUCAACUACCAGACAGAGAAAGGCAGUGCCCUUCAUGAAGCAGCUCUAUUUGGAAAGACGGAAGUAGUACAAAAACUACUCAACGCAGGUAUCGAUGUGAAUAUCGUGGACAGUAAGAGUCUAACAGCGCUGGACACUGUUAGAGACAUGCCCUCUCAAAAGAGCCGACAGAUCGCCGCCCUCAUACAAGCUCAUAUGAGCGGCCGUCCGUCAGACACGAGCCUUCCUCCUCCACCAGUGCCUCCACCUCAAGAGAGCCUGAGCCCCAAGAGAAAAGGAGAAAUGGAGCAGCAGGUCAGUGAGCUCAUAUCCGGUUUGGCUUCGACCCCUGUGGAAGAGAAUCCGUAUGAAGCUCUGUUUGAGGCGUCCUCGUGUGUCUCACUGGACAGCCUGGCCAGCGGAAAGUCAUCGGACAGCGAAGCCGGGAAGGUGUGCGUGCGAGAUACUAAAGAGCGCCGUCCUCCACAGAAUCAGUCUGCACAGGAUGAGGAUCUCAGCUCUGAGGCGGUUUACACCAACAGCAGUGUGGAUGAACGCGCCGAGCCUCUGGAAGAGGAAGAGCACACAUAUGAACUCUUAGUCACCGCACAGACCAAAAUCCCCAACAACACACAAAGCAAAGCAGAUGUGGACGUCUCAGCCAAGUCCUCCAACAGUGUCCUACCUCAGCGAAAGACCACUGCACACAUUGACCUACGACCUUCAGGGUCCAACACAAACACUCUGCAGCCGCCUGCACCUCAUUUUAGCACAGGACAGACGUCUGGAGAGAGCUCCUCGCACGGUCAGGAUAUAAGCGCUGCCGUUCCUGAGCAGUUCACUGGUCUGCUUCACGGUUCCUCGCCGGUGGUCGACUGUCGGGAGGAAGCAUUCAGACUGCCGUCCUCUGGAGUGAAGUCCGGCGAGGCUUCCAACACUUCGACAUCUGCCAGCUCCGCCCCCCUUCCCCAUCCCAAAUUGGCGGUCACCGUGGAAACCAUUCUCCAGGACACUGACCCCAAAGCUAUUUACGCCACGGUCCACAAAGAGCCACGGGAUUCUUCGUCGAAACACAACUCACCGGCCCGCGAUUCUCCGCUGACGAGAAGGAUGCCUCCGCCGGGUGAUCUCAAGCUAGCGCGUAGCCUUUCGAAGUCCGACUCCGACCUGCUGGUGUCCCCACCCGGUGAGGAAGAGACGGGGUUGGGCGGCCGAAGUGAGUCAGUGUCCAACUGUAGCACCACCAAGAGAAGACUGGAAAAAUCACCUUCAUUCACUUCAGAAUGGGACGAGAGACCGAGGCAUUCCAUCUCUAUUCCAUGGAGACAGCGGCCGCCCCAAAGAAUUGAGAAGAUCAUGACCCUAAUUGGAGCCGGCAUCGACUUUUCCAAAGACCAGGAGUGCCCUGCCACAGGUGGAUCCAGGAGGCUGCUUGAACAGCCGGUCGGGGAUUGGUUGGAGCAUAUAGGCCUUCCGCAGUAUGAGAGCAAGCUACUUCUCAAUGGCUUUGACGACCUGCGGUUCAUGGGAAAUGACGUAAUGGAAGAGCAAGACCUGAGAGAAAUUGGCAUCACGGAUCCGGCACAUCGCAGGAAGAUCCUCAGUGCUGCACGUUCUCUACCAAAGGUGAAAGCAUUAGGCUGUGACGGCAGCACGUCCCUCGCUGCGUGGCUGGACGUCCUGGGUCUUCAGGAAUACCUGCAGAACUUCCUGUCGAGCGGCUAUCGCACGCUAGAAUGUGUGAAGAACCUGUGGGAGCUGGAGAUUGUCAAUGUGCUGAAGAUCACGUUGUUGGGCCACAGGAAAAGGAUUAUUGCGUCAUUAGCUGAACGGCCGUAUGAGGAGCCUCCGGUCAAACCACCCCGCCUCUCUCAGAUCAGAUGUCAGGAUCUCAUGUCCCAGACCUCGUCUCCUCUCAGUCACUCAGACUCCUACACGCGCUCCAUGGAUCCCCUGUUACCUGCUGGUGAUUCUGGGAGGAGGAGAGGUCCCGACUCAGAAUAUGACGUGGCUAUUCGACAGCGGCCCAAUGACAGACCACAACCACAAGAGAGAUUUGAGGAACGUCAGCGGGAGCCUCGCUUGACCUUACGACCCCCGAGUCUGGCGGCGCCGUACACACCGGUCCAGAACUGGCACCAUCAGCCCGAGAAGCUCAUCUUCGAAUCAUGCAGUUACGAGGCCAACUAUCUGGGCUCGAUGCUCAUUAAAGAACUAAGAGGAACGGAGUCAACGCAGGACGCCUGUGCUAAAAUGAGGAGGUCAACAGAACAGAUGCGGAAGAUCCCCACCAUCGUCCUCUCCAUCACGUACAAGGGUGUGAAAUUCAUUGACGCUGCCAACAAGAACAUCAUUGCAGAACAUGAGAUCAGGAACAUCUCAUGUGCAGCUCAGGACCCAGAGGACCUCUGCACGUUUGCUUACAUCACUAAAGAUCUGCAGAGCAGCCAUCAUUACUGCCACGUGUUCAGCACCGUAGAUGUGAACCUGACCUAUGAGAUCAUUCUGACGCUGGGACAGGCGUUUGAAGUGGCCUAUCAGCUGGCACUGCAGGCCCAGAGGACCAGACAGCAGCAGAGCGCAGCGGGAGCGGCGGAAAUCAAGACACAG
Messenger RNA from Sinocyclocheilus anshuiensis, 3566 nucleotides. Its product is annotated as ankyrin repeat and SAM domain-containing protein 1A. Gene Ontology annotation, molecular function: ephrin receptor binding. The annotation marks the transcript as partial. Gene Ontology annotation, cellular component: cytosol. Gene Ontology annotation, biological process: ephrin receptor signaling pathway. Lineage: Eukaryota; Metazoa; Chordata; Actinopteri; Cypriniformes; Cyprinidae. The record is from RefSeq and is a predicted model, not a curated record. The transcript has 27 exons.